Molecule: messenger RNA, 2432 nt
Organism: Harpegnathos saltator (Jerdon's jumping ant)
Lineage: Eukaryota; Metazoa; Arthropoda; Insecta; Hymenoptera; Formicidae
Product: T-complex protein 11-like protein 1
Exons: 9
Coding region: 390-1946 (518 amino acids)
Biological process (GO): signal transduction
Source: RefSeq, a predicted model, not a curated record
UAUGGAAAGUUGCAGAUCUAUUUUAAGAUAUGGUGUAAGCGGGAAAUCGCGUUAAGGAUCGAUAGAAAGUUGAAAAGUCGAGUGUAUUGCUCACGUUUGAAUGCGCGCUUCGGCAUGACACUUCCGGUCGAGCUUCUUAUCUGACAGUCCGAAAUGUUAUAAAUCCAAUGUGUUGACAGGUCUGAAGCUGCUGGAAAGUCGGAGGUUCCUUUUCUCUGGGGGAUUGCAACAGUUAAUUUAGCAUCGUGCGAUUAACCUGUACACUAGUCAACUGAUAGGCUCUGACCUCUUUCGCCACUUGAAGAGAGUAUUCGACUAGCAGCCUCUCCUGCGUACAGAUCAUGCUACAUUCAGCCUUUUAAACAGUAUAUACAUUGACACCCAACGCUAUGCCAGACAGUAAUCAAAAGAUGGAGAACGAAGAUAAACAGGAACCUAAUGUCAACGAUGCUAAUACAUCAAUAGACUGUGAUACUAAUGUACAUAAAACUACACAAAAUGAGGGGCAAUUACCUAGUUUGCCGUCUAGGCAACCAACAUCAAAUUUUAUGGUGGGUGGAUUGACAGGAGUGUCACCACCAAAAUUUGUGUCUUUCGACGAAAUUAUAAAAGCUGCCAAUGGAAUGAAAAAUAUGGCCUUAGCGCACGAAAUCGCAGUGGACAAAAAUUUCCAACUGCAGAAACUGGAACCAGAAGAUGGUAGUUUUCAUAGGCGAGUAAAAGAAAUAAUGCAUAAAGCUUUUUGGAAUCUAUUAGCAGAGCAGUUGGCCGAAGACCCACCAGAUUAUUCACAUGCACUGGUUUUAUUGAAAGAAAUUAAAGAAUCACUGGAUGAGUUGGUACCACCACAAAAUUCGAGAAUCAAAGAUAAUAUUAGAGAGGUGCUUGACUUAGACUUAAUCAAGCAACAAGCAGAAAAGGGUGUUCUAGAUUUUCAGCAUUAUGCCCAAUAUAUAAUCUCUAUAAUGAGUAAGAUAUGUGCACCAGUCAGAGAUGAGAAGAUUAAAGAACUUACACAUCAAACGGACAUUAUCGAGACGUUCAAAGGCGUUAUGGAAUUGUUACAAUUAAUGAGAUUGGACUUGGCAAAUUUUACCAUUACUAUGAUGAGACCAAAUAUCAUCGCCUCGAGUAUUGAGUACGAGAAAGCAAAGUUCGCUGAAUUUUUAAAAAUUAAUUCAAACGGCUUACAAUAUACAGAGAAGUGGUUAUUAAGACAUUUCGAUCCGGAGAAAAUCACAGGUUCAUCGACCUCUGGUACUGGUAACAUAAGACAACUUACUCACUCCUUAUUGACAGAGGCAUACCUUGAUCUUCUAGAAUGGGAUUUCAGCCCAGACGCUGAAACAUUGAUGUUGGACCAAGGGAGACUCCUGGAAUUACGCGAUAUAACUAGUAGAUUGAGUAUCGUUGGUGCUGUGAUAUUGUUGGUCAAUAAUACGAUUGGUGCACCGAUUCACGGGGUUUCAAGCUUUAAAAAGAAUAUUAAGGAGCAUCUGAAUAUAUUACUGGACUCUGUACAUUCUAACAAGGAUCUUGAAACUGCAGUGCCAAAUAUUGUGUUACAAGUGAAAACAGAUCUCAAAAAAACAUUACAGGAGGUCAACGCUCCUGAUUUGUCUCCGGAGCUGGAAACAUUAUUGGAGGGUCAAAUAACCGAUCUGAUAGACACGCAACAUAAGAUCAGAUAUCUUGUCAGCUUGCGAAUUAGGCAGUUUCUGCAGAAGAUUAUACUCUCACAAUCUACUGCGCCUCAACAAGUUCCGCCAGGUCUCUCCUCGCUGCAGGAGGAACUAACAGCGAUCGCUGCUCGAUUUGUUAUACUUGUUGCACAUAAUCGAAGCGUAUUCGGAGAGUAUUAUCAAGAUAUUGUUGCAAAUGCGCUCGCGAAAAGUGAUGUUGACAAUAACAAAGAGAUACACGGAACGCAUACUAUGGAACUGUAAAAAGAAUAGAAAAAUGAGUUCAGAUAUGUAUAAGUAUUGUUAAUAUGCUUGGAUCUCGCUAUGGUCGUUUCUGAAGUUGGAAUUUUAAUUAUUUCGAUUUCUCUCUGCUAUGCAUCUCAACUUUUACUAAUCCAGUUUUGUACUGCGGACGAGUGACAUAAAAUAAAGAGUUGAUCCUCUUUUUUUCUCUUUAAAUAUUGUAACGCGCUGUAUCGAGGUACGAGUGUAUAUAAUUUUUUUCAUAUUUAUGUCCAUUUAAUUAUAUGAUGGACGAUAUUAAUAAAUUAUAUAUGUAAUUAAUAAAGUAGAAAAGGUAUGUAUUUAUUAUUGCUACUUAUGAUCGCUACAAUGACGAUGGUGACAUCAAUAGUAUAUCUUUUUUUUGCUAUAAUGCACUUAUUUAUGAGACGUACAUUGAUGUAUGGUGUAUAUCUACUACCGAAAUUAAUGAAAUAUAUCAGUGACAAUUUCCUUUCCUUCAUUUGA